This is a messenger RNA of Manihot esculenta (cassava), 897 nucleotides long. RefSeq lists its product as uncharacterized. The transcript has a single exon. The coding region runs from base 1 to 897 and encodes 298 amino acids. The record is from RefSeq and is a predicted model, not a curated record. NCBI's taxonomy places the organism in Eukaryota, Viridiplantae, Streptophyta, Magnoliopsida, Malpighiales, Euphorbiaceae. Gene Ontology annotation, biological process: root development; shoot system development.
AUGGUAGGAGUAUUCAAGCGUUCUCUUUCAUUUCCCAAUAAAAUUCCCAAUCGUCCGCCAAAACCACCCCUCUCCCACCACAUCAGAUCCAUUAGUCUUCCCUCCAGAUCACACCCUUUAAUCUCCCAGCUCAGGGACGGGAUCUGCGAGCUCAGAAUUUGGUCUUCCAAAUCUGAAAACCGAACCUCCUCUUGGCUUUGCGAUGGCUUGACCCGUCUUAAAGACAUUCAUGAUUCUCUUGAUGAUAUCCUCCAGCUCCCUCAAACCCAAGAAUCUCUUCGUCUCCAGCCCACAUGGGUAGAGAAACUUCUUGAAGAUUUUCUUCGUUUUGUUGAUGUGUAUGGGAUCUUCCAAACGUCGGUUUUGGCUCUCAAAGAAGAGGAGCUUGCUGCUCAGGUGGCUACAAGAAAGAGAGACGAUUCCAAGGUUGCUUUGUACAUUAAAUCCCGAAAGAAAAUGGCUAAAGAGAUGUCUAAACUCGCCAACACAAUUCGAGAUAUCUCAAGAGGCUCGGUUCCUGAAAUCAAUAAAUUGUCUAUUACUGAUGCUGAAUUGGUCAAUCUAAUUGGAGACGUUAUUGAAGUGACAGUAUCAGUUUCAGUUGCCCUUUUCAGUGGAAUUUCUUUGUCAUUUGGUAGGAGAAAAUCUUGUUGGAUGAUGAAAUUGCCUAAAAGGGAGAAGAAAGUGAAGAUUGAGGAAGGAAUUGAAGAAUUGCAACAGGUAAAUCCAGAGAGCUUGUGGGGGUUGAGAAAGAAAGGAGAUGAAGAGGUGAGAAUGGUUCUGAAGAGGAUGCAAGAUUUGGAAGGCUGUAUUGGUGGCAUCGAAAGUGGAGGGGAGCAAGUGUUCCGGAGUUUGAUUAACACUAGAGUUUCACUACUCAACAGUCUCACGCAGUAG